This is a messenger RNA of Plenodomus lingam JN3, 381 nucleotides long. The record is from RefSeq and is a predicted model, not a curated record. NCBI's taxonomy places the organism in Eukaryota, Fungi, Ascomycota, Dothideomycetes, Pleosporales, Leptosphaeriaceae.
AUGUUUGCCGCACUGCGAAGAGGUCCCGCGACGCUAUCGAGAAAUAUUUCGACGGCGGCUGUAUCCUCGCGAGUCCUUCGCACCCCCCUCACACAUUCCUCGACUGUGUUGAGGAUACCGCUGCAGACCUCGCGCCUGGCCCAGGCCUCGUUUGCAGGUUUCCACCACAGCACAAAGUGGCAACAAAUUGCAGCAGCAGAGGCACAGGCUGCGGAGAGUAAUCCGCAGAAUGGCCUCAUUACUACCUUCAAGGAGCUGGGCACACGGGGGCUCGUCCACCCCAACCUCAUCGACACCAUUACGAAGAAGAUGCGUCUGGAGAACAUGACCGAUGUGCAGACGCGGACGAUCAACGAGGCAUUGAGUGGCGUUGAUGUGUAA